This is a messenger RNA of Bicyclus anynana (squinting bush brown), 1248 nucleotides long. RefSeq lists its product as uncharacterized. The coding region runs from base 1 to 1248 and encodes 415 amino acids. The record is from RefSeq and is a predicted model, not a curated record. The transcript has 4 exons. NCBI's taxonomy places the organism in Eukaryota, Metazoa, Arthropoda, Insecta, Lepidoptera, Nymphalidae.
AUGAGUUUAAUGCUCGCCUGUUUGGCCAUCAUUUUUAUAGCACCAGAUUUGGCUUUGGCUCAGACAAUAAACCAAGCAGACAAUGAACUAGAUGAGGCUUUUAGAGAAGCUAUGAUUGUACCCGACGUCAUCCCUGAAUCACCGAAAUAUAAAUUACAAGCAAAUUUUGAAAAUGCGGAUAUUAAUUUAGGGAAUGAAAUAAAUGUGAUAGACACAAUGUAUAUACCCAAUAUAGGAUAUAACGAAGUAGAGGCCAACAGCAGUCAUACCUUUCUCAUAAUUUGUCCUGAUGAUUCUUUUUCAAAUUCUUCAUUUGGCAGUUCAUACCUCGUAACAUUGUGGGUCAAUCUGGAGAACGUAACGGACGUAAUUGAAUCACAGCUAGGCUCCGAAAUUGCAAGCUAUCUACUACCAUCUAAUCUUAAAGAAGAAAACAGCUCAAAGCUUUUUAUUUUGCUUCUAUAUAAGCAAGAUGAGUUACUUAACAUAACAGAUAAGGAUAGACUCAACAACCGCCAAAAUUUCUCAAUCGCUGAUUUUGUAGAAAACUAUAAUCUCUCGCAUCCUAUAGCAGGCAACUUCUACAACACAACACCAGAUCAGCAGUCUGCUAAACUGUCAGAUACGCCAUUAGACAAACAAUCGAAAAAACAUGAUAAAGAGCAACCAGAAAUGCAAUCUGCACAACAAGUGAAACUGCCACCUCGUUUUAGGCUAUUGUAUAAGCUAACAACCGAGUCUCCAGAUGAGUCUAGCUAUGAACUAUCUUAUGAACCAACUACUAGACCAACGCGUAGGCCAAAAUCUAGGCCAGUGUAUACACCAAAGCAAACGCAUAAGCCAAAGAAUAAAUCAAAGUAUAGGCCUUCGUAUAAGACUACAAGGCCCCAUAAGCUUUUAGCCAAGUCAUCAGAAUAUUCAAAUGAGAAGUCGGAAGAACAGUCGUCAGAAGAGUCAACGGAAGAGUCGUCAGAUGAUAUGUCAAGCGAAUCAGAUAAGUCAAAGUCUUCAGACGAGUCCGAAGAGUCUUCAGACGAGUCACAGGAGUCUUCAGACGAGUCAGAGAAGUUUUCAAACGAGGCGUCACAAGAGUCAGAGGAGUCUUCAGAUGAUAGGUCAGAUAAUUCAGACGAAUCUUUAGACAAUACAGAGGAAUCGUCAGAAGAUAACUGUAAUGACAAAGAGAAGUCUUCAGAUGAGUCAGAGGAGACUCAAGAUGAGUCUUAUGAGUUUUUACACGAGUGUUAG